This is a messenger RNA of Exophiala viscosa, 897 nucleotides long. RefSeq lists its product as uncharacterized. NCBI's taxonomy places the organism in Eukaryota, Fungi, Ascomycota, Eurotiomycetes, Chaetothyriales, Herpotrichiellaceae. Bases 1 to 897 code for a protein of 298 amino acids. The record is from RefSeq and is a predicted model, not a curated record. The transcript is spliced from 3 exons.
AUGUCGUCUCCAUUUCUUGCGAAGGACCUGGACUCCUCCACUUAUACUGUUCAUGCGCCAAGGGAAGCUUUGCCGCUGAAUCUAGCUCCCGUGGUCCCAGUUCCUAAGCAAAUCAAUGUGGAAAGCAGAGAGAUUUACCACGGUCUACCGAUCUACGGAGAAGAGUUCCAUGGCAAGAGCGCCCUGAUCGCUGGUGCCAAUGGUAUCUCGGGGGCGUACAUGCUCAAGGUUAUGAGAGACUAUGUAUGUGAUGUCCCACCAGUCUCAAGACCAUUUGCAGCACCACAGCUAAAUUAUGAUAUUCUAAGGCCGCAGAUGAAUGACGUGCCAGACUGGUUCAGCUCCCAUGCUAUUGAUCUGUUCAACACUGAUGCUCAAGGCGUUGCCAAAACCAUUGAGGCAGCCGGAAUAAAGGAGAUUGAUUAUGCCUUCUUUUACGCAUUCAUGCCAGUUGCUGCAAGUGAUAGUCGAACUUUGUUUAAAGAAGCAGAAGAAUUAGCUGAGAUCAACGGAAAGAUCUUUCACAAUUUCCUAGAGGGUCUCUAUCUAGCAGGCUUACGACCAAAGCGGAUUCUCCUCCAAACUGGAUGCAAGGGCUAUGGUCAACAUUAUGGACCUAUGAUAUGUCCCCUGAUCGAAGAUUCAGUGCCAAACGCCCGGAAUUACAAAGAGCCCAACUUCUACUACAGCCAAGAGGAUGUGCUUUGGAAGUUUUGCAAAAGAACUGGCAUUGAAUGGGUGGAUAGUCGGCCAUCUUUCAUUGUUGGUUUGGUCAAGGACAACAAUCUCAAUUUCCUCAGCCCUCUUAUGCUGUAUGCAGCCGUGUCGAAGUUAUCAGGGGAAGAAGGAACUGGUGUUCCCAGGUGGUAUGAAAACAGAAUCCUCGACCUUUACUAA